Molecule: messenger RNA, 1514 nt
Organism: Solea senegalensis (Senegalese sole)
Lineage: Eukaryota; Metazoa; Chordata; Actinopteri; Pleuronectiformes; Soleidae
Product: 5'-AMP-activated protein kinase subunit gamma-1-like
Exons: 15
Coding region: 16-1449 (477 amino acids)
Source: RefSeq, a predicted model, not a curated record
GUGUGCGUGUCAGUGAUGGAUGGAGAAACAGGCGGUGCUGAGAGAGGUGGAGCCAGGAAGGCGGAGCCUCUGUGUCACUCAGCCCCUCCCACCAAGAGCCUCCUCCUCCACCAGUCUGUGUUCAGUCGACCUUCCAGUCCUCGCAUAAACAAGCCUGGCCCUGCCCACCUCAAGGCUCCGCCCAAGACUCCACGGAGAAUGAGCUUCACCGGAAUCUUCAGGUCGCCCUCCAGGGAAUCACACCCUCAACCUUCAUCUUCAUCAACAUCAGCAUCUGUCCAACUCUUCACAAGCAACAAAAGAGACAAAGCCAGAGCCCACAGCCUCUGCUCCUCCCCUCCUCCUCCCCCUCCUCCUCCUUCUCAGGUGGAGACAAAUGUCUUCCUUCUGGAGACAUAUGUGACUGAGCCGAGACGACCUGAGACCAGGAGACUGCGUUCCUUCUCUUCACCUCCAGACACUUCCUCCUCCUGCUGCCCACAGAGGCCUCCUCUGGCCCCAGCCCUUCCUGUUGGAAACCUGGUGGAGGUUGCAGAUGACAUGUCGGAGCAGGCGGAGCCUGUCGAUGAUGUGUCAGAGAGAGACAUCUACACACGCUUCAUGAAGUGUCAUAAGUGUUAUGACAUCAUCCCGACCAGCUCCAAACUGGUGGUGUUUGAUACGACGCUGCAGGUGAAGAAAGCGUUUUUUGCUCUGGUGGCAAAUGGAGUCAGAGCUGCUCCUCUCUGGGAGAGCAAGAACCAGAGCUUUGUAGGAAUGUUGACCAUCACAGACUUUAUCAACAUCCUGACCAGAUACUACAAAUCUCCAAUGGUUCAGAUCUACGAGCUGGAGGAACAUAAGAUCGAGACCUGGAGAGAACUUUACCUGCAGGAGACGUUUAAACCUCUGGUCCACAUCUCACCUGACACCAGUGUGUUUGACGCCGUGUUCUCACUGAUCAAGAAUAAGAUCCACCGUCUGCCUGUCAUUGACCCAGUCACUGGAAAUGCCCUCUACAUCCUGACACACAAGAGGAUCCUCAAGUUUCUGCAGCUGUUUCUGUGUGAGAUGCCCAUGCCAGCCUUCAUGAAGCAGAGUCUGGAGGAACUCUCUGUGGGAACCUACACCAACAUUGCGUUCAUCCACCCAGACACGCCCCUUAUCACCGCCCUCUCUGUCUUCACUCACCGCAGAGUCUCCGCCCUCCCUGUGGUCGAUCACCAUGGUAAAGUCGUGGACAUCUACUCCAAGUUUGACGUGAUUAACCUGGCAGCAGAGAAAACCUACAAUAAUCUGGAUGUGACAGUGACUCAGGCUCUGAAACACAGGAGUCAGUAUUUUGAAGGAGUCAUGAAGUGUAACAAGAUGGAGGCUCUGGACACCAUUGUGGACCGCAUCGUCAAAGCUGAGUUCUGUGUGUGUGUGUGUGUGUGUGUGUGCGCAGGUUCACAGACUGGUCGUUGUUGAUGAAGAGUCUCGUAUCAUCGGUAUCGUCUCACUGUCAGACAUCCUGCAGGCUCUGGUCCUCACAC